GUUAUCAAUAUUGACAGCCUUUGAGCAUGUUAUCAGUCAGUUGUGAUCAACAUUUGGCUGAUGUGCAGUGUUUCACAGACAAACGUGUUUCUAAAAAUAGAAAAAGUAAUUACAAAACGUCAUUUGAGUAAUAGUUUUUUUGUCAUCAAUUUAAAUAUCGGCAAUUUUGGCUAAUUGAGAACUUUGUAGUGUUUUAUCUAGUUAACUUUUUUCUCAGCAUGAUUCAAUGAGUUAAAUGAGUCAUGAAAGACAAACUUUUAUGUGUUACUUAUUUAUUGAAAAUCUGUAAAAGUGCAGUGUUUUAAAAAUGUCGAAAGCCGUGCUGAAUGUGACUGAUAAAGUUUACUAUGGGAUCAGGGACCAGUGGUACAAAUUAAAAUCAUAUACGCGGACGGGGACAGAUGGCGCUGGUGAUGCUGGGACCCUGGACAUGGGGAGCCGGUCCUCAUUGCACACCGGCCUCAACAUGUCUGAGGAUGAGCAUUGGGAGAUGAACUACCAUGAGGCUGCUAUUUAUUUAGAGGAAGGCUUAAACAAUGAGAAGUUCGACUCCCACCCAUCGAGCCCUGAAGAGUUACCGGCGUACCUCAGGGUCCACAAUCCAUGGUACCAUGGUCUGGACCUCCUUGCUUCCCUAGUGCUUAUACUCUUAGCUUUUACUGAAGAUCCCGCCGUGCCUACGUUUGAGUUACCGGUAUGGGCGCACGGGACGAUAGAACUGUUGGCGCUGACAGUGAUUGGCGUGGAGCUGCACUUGAAGCUCAAGUGGAUCGGAUGGGGCACCAUACUCAAACACAAGAGAACAAUGAUAAAGGGUAUUACAUUACUAAUAAUGGUGCUGGAGGCGGUGGUGGUGUUAUGCCGACAGUCUUCCCACUUCCGAGUCACCAGGGCGCUGCGCCCCAUCUUCUUGGUGGACACCAGGCACUGCGGAGGAGUCAGGAGGUUCAUCAGACAGAUUCUACAGUCGUUACCACCGAUUAUUGAUAUGUUAGGGUUGCUGAUGUUCUUCGUGGCUACAUACUCCUUGCUGGGCUACUACCUGUUCUCGGAGCACGUGGACAACGGACACUUCCAGACUAUCAGCGAUUCCUUCGUCAGCAUGUUCGUCUUACUCACCACUGCCAAUUUCCCAGAUGUCAUGAUGCCUUCGUACGCCAAGUCCAAGUGGUACGCCGUGUUCUUCAUCCUGUACAUCAUCACAGUCCUCUACGUACUUAUGAACUUGAUGUUGGCGGUGGUGUACGAGACGUUCACCCGCAUCGAGCGCGAGAAGUGCCGCGCGCUACUGCUGCACCGUCGCCGCGCCGCGCGACACGCCUUCAGGCUGCUCGUGUCGCGCCGCGCGCCGCACGCCGUCCGACUCCGGCACUUCGCCGGACUCAUGCGGCACUACGCUCCGCACUACAGUGGUCUGGACGUGUACCUGAUGUUCAAGCAGCUGAACCAGUCGUCGUCGGGCGGGCUGUCCCGCGGCGAGUUCGCCAACCUGUACGAGGUGUUCGCGCUGCGCUGGGCGGGCCAGCAGUCGCGGGCCCCGUGGUACGCGCAGUCCGCGCUCGAGCCGCUCGGCCGGGCCGCCGCCGCCGCCGUGCGGUGGCCCUACUUCGAGUAUCUUAUAUACGCCCUGAUAGUGGGCAACGGUCUGGCGAUGGUGCUCCGCGUGUGCGAGGCGGCCGGGGACCUGCAGGACAGCGCCCGCCUACUCUGUGCCUCCUGGGACACUUGGCUCUUCCUUACUCUAUUCCUCCUAGAAGCAGCGCUGCGUAUGAUGGCGUCCGGGCUGGCGGUGUACCUGGAGAGCGGGUGGAACGUGUUCGACCUGAGCGUGACGCUGCUGGCGCUCAUGGGCGCCGUGCUGCUCAGCAUCGCGCCCAAACUCUUCAUUGUCGUUAUAUUUAGACCUUUGAGAUUGAUGCGUCUGUACAAGUUGAAGAAGCGUUACCGCGAUGUGUUCGGUACGCUGGUCCUGCUGUCCCCGCUGAUGUCGUCGGCAGGCUGCGUGAUGCUGGUCAUGUACUACUUCUUCGCCAUCAUCGGCAUGGAGCUGUUCGCUGGCUACGAUCUUAGGAAUUGCUGUGUCAACACGACAGUGGAGGACUUCUACAAGUACUCGCUGAACAGCUCGACGGCCCUCGGCUACUACUACCUGAACAACUUCGAGAACAUCGUCACCAGCGGCGUCACGCUCUUCGAGCUGACGGUCGUCAACAACUGGUUCAUUCUCAUGAACGCGUACGCCACUGUAGCGGGACAGUUCAGCAGGAUUUAUUUCAUGGUGUUCUACCUGUUCACGAUGGUGGUGCUGACGAUAGUGGUGGCCAGCGUGCUGGAGGCAUUCCGGUUCCGGAUACAGUACAAACGGAGCACUACCAAGAGAGAUGAGGAGAAGCUCCUUCAUGAAGAAGUGCACACAAGUUGGGAAGAGGCUCAAAGGUUAGGAGCCAGUGGGGACCUAGCGGAUGAGCUGAGGCCGAACCUACCACCGGGGGUGGAGGUGACAUUCAUCGGAUCCCGACCUCGUACGAAGGAGGUGCUGCAGAGGAGAAUGUACCAGACUGAUAUACAGAAGUGGCUAGCGGAGGAAGAUGAGAAUGAAGGAGUCCCACCCUCAACGACAAUAACAUCAAGCGAGGAUCCUCUCGCCCCGCCCCUCAUCCACCAGCCAGACAGCGAGAACAACCACCAGAUGAGAACAGGUUACCAAUUGUAGAACAUAAUUCACUUAGCGCUGUACCACAGGCUAAUGUUCUUCUGGGACGCAAUCAAGAGCUUAUGAUGGACUCUCUGAGGAUGGGCCCUCAGCUGGCUUCAGGCUUGACCAAGGGUACAGGACGCUGGCUAAACAGACUUGCCACAAAGAAAAAGUUUCGUUUAAAAAAAAGGAAUUGACAGUUGACAGCUUACAGGAUUUGACGUUUGACUUGACGCAGUGAUUUGUUUGUGAACGUAUCCGAACUAUUCCAUAGAUAAUAGUUUUUACUUUUAAUCGAGCAAAGGAAUUUUGUACAGUUUACCUACAGCAGAACAAAUGGAAUGCCAAAGAUUCCAUUUUUUUUAUUAAGUGAUGGUUAUGUGUGGAUUUGUGUGUACUCCAAAAUGUUGUUUAAAGAGUUGUUGUAGAGAUUCUGUGUAGAUCGCGUACCUUGUAGUUAGAUGCCCUUACCCGCCAGCAACUAAUACUCUGCCAGUUAGGACAUUAAUCGAGUAGUGUGAAUGUAUACUGAAAUAAUAAUUAUAAUACUGAGAGUUAGUUUAACAACUGUGAUAGAAUUUUAUGAAAUUAAAAGAGGGUGUAUUCGACUGUACAGGCAGUUGUAUAGAAAGACUAGAUAAUUUCAUGUAAGUAGCCUAGACAGGUAGAUAAAUGAUAUGCUUUUUGAAAAUCGUAGAAAUGACAGCUUUAAUAUUUGUCUCUCACUCUUAUGUACUGUUGUGAGUGAGAGGCAGAUAGUGGACACAGAUUAUAAUGAAGUAUAGAUAAUAAAUAGGAAUUUGACUGUUGUUGAUAAACUGAUCUUCAAGCUGUUAUUUUUUUUUUAUACAAUCAAGUAGAGAACUAGUACAAUGGAGCAUAAUUUUGUAAAGUAGUUACAUCUGGAUUAAGUUGAUUUUAUUUAAUAAGAAUAAUAAAAUUGAUCUUGUAUUUAGAUAUAAGAUUAAUUCACAUUUCAAGCUAUGUUUUUUGUUAACUACCUGUUCAAUUUUGUAAAAUUAUUAUAAACAUAAACAUGAUAUUAUUAAUGAAUCGCCUUCGUAGGUUAGGUAAAAUUUAAAUUAAAAGUAUUCAAAUGAUCAACUCCUAAAAGUUAGGAAAUGUAGAUGUUUCGAUAUGAAAUUUAAUAUAGCAGAAAAUUCUCGAAUAAUAAUUAUGAUUGGCACAAGUACUAUUAUUGAAUAACUUAUGAAAUUAAUGGACAACUAUCACUGUUAAAUAAUAUUCUUAGCAUGGAGUGUAAGUGGUAUGGAGUACAAUUUUAGAUGGAAAUCUAACUGAAUAAAAGUGCAUUAAAUUGGUGACGUAACUUUAGCAAGAGUAUUUUACAGUUUUAUGUUUUUUCAGGAAUUAAUUGGCAAAUAAGAUUUAAGAGAUUUUGCUAAGAUCUUUACAUAAAGACUUUGCUGCAUAUCUCCAUACCUCAUGGUAUCCUAUCUAUGGUUUACAAAGUACCCACUUGCCAAAGAGGUUUGACGCCAUAUUGUUGAGUGUUGCCAUUUCGUUACAGAUUAUAAAAGGUAGACAUAUUGCUUUAUUCAUGAUUCAAGACGAUUCUUCCGCAAAAUAUUGUGUACAUAAGUUUAAACUUAUAUUUGAACGUUUAAAGUUACAGAGUAAAUUAUUUAUAACUUAUUUUGUUCUCAAUCUGACAUUUCAUAAUUUUCACCAACAAAGCUUGGAGUUGUACAUAAAAAAGUAGAUAAAUAGUCAUUUAUAUUGUGAUAACUAUUUUAAAACAUGGACCAUGUAUUGUAUCGAAUUAUUUACACGCUUUAUUUAUUUAAUUUACUUUUUAACCAAAUAUUUUGUGAUUCCCUUUACUUUCGGCUGAUCAGUAUUAAUUUUUGAUGUGAAUUGAAUAUUUCUUUAUUUAUAGACAUGUUAAUUUUGAUUCUAAUUUAUUUUUAGUAAUUUAAAAGGUUUUUAAAACUGUUUUUGUUGAUGAAUAAAUCGAUUAUGUAUUUCUAAGUACCUAAUUAACUGUUUUAAUGAGAGUGUGUAAUGAAUGUGUACCUUUAGAGAUCCAUCAGUCUUCUAUAAACCUAUUUAUGAAUAUAAUAGUCAUAAAAUAAUAAUAAAAACCUAACCAAACAGUAGCUAAAACCGAAUUUUACAUUUUAAUAAAUGUUUUCAGUUAUAAAACUGACUCAAUAGACUUGUAUCUAAAAUAAAUUAAAAUUGAACGUUAAAAAGGCUUAUUGUCUUCGCCUUAGUAAAUAAAUAAACCUGUAAAUACACCAAAUAAUAAACAAAGUUUAGAUCAA
This is a messenger RNA of Spodoptera frugiperda (fall armyworm), 4983 nucleotides long. Its product is annotated as two pore channel protein 1. NCBI's taxonomy places the organism in Eukaryota, Metazoa, Arthropoda, Insecta, Lepidoptera, Noctuidae. Gene Ontology annotation, biological process: monoatomic ion transport; transmembrane transport. The record is from RefSeq and is a predicted model, not a curated record. The coding region runs from base 308 to 2713 and encodes 801 amino acids. Gene Ontology annotation, cellular component: lysosomal membrane; endosome membrane. The transcript is spliced from 17 exons. Gene Ontology annotation, molecular function: voltage-gated channel activity; monoatomic ion channel activity.